Messenger RNA from Populus nigra (black poplar), 1855 nucleotides. RefSeq names its product argininosuccinate synthase, chloroplastic-like. Gene Ontology annotation, biological process: urea cycle; L-arginine biosynthetic process. The record is from RefSeq and is a predicted model, not a curated record. Gene Ontology annotation, cellular component: cytoplasm. Bases 237 to 1709 code for a protein of 490 amino acids. The transcript is spliced from 10 exons. NCBI's taxonomy places the organism in Eukaryota, Viridiplantae, Streptophyta, Magnoliopsida, Malpighiales, Salicaceae. Gene Ontology annotation, molecular function: argininosuccinate synthase activity; ATP binding.
CAAGAUUCCAUUUUCCCUCCAUCAACGCAUAAGGUGUCGGCGGUCAGCAACCGGGUGCGGGUGCGGAUUCUUGCACUACUAUUUACCCUGCUUUUUUAAAACCCUAAACUUUGAACAAAACAGGUUUUGUCUUCACAUACAGCACAAGACACGCAAAAGGCUGCUGCAGCAGCAGAGAGCGAGAGAGAUAUAGAGAGUUGUCAUAAACCCAUCAAAAAAUAAAGGGUCAGUAAGAGAUGGCUCAGUUGAAGGCAGUAUCAUCAUCUUCAUCCCUCAAUCUCUCUGUUCAUGUCCCUAAGAGAGAUUUGUUUCUGUGUAGUAACAAUGUAUCUUUUGCAAAGAAGUCAGCUUUGUUUCAAGAGUUGGGGGCUAGAAAGAGUGAGCUUCAGGGUGAUGCAGUUGUGAGCAAUAGAGGGAAUGCUCUUCGAGUUCAUUGCAAUAAAGGGAUUCAAGUAGUAGCAUCCAGUGAUAAAGUUGAAGCUACAAAGACUAAAGGACUAAGAGGAAAAUUAAACAAGGUUGUUUUAGCCUAUAGUGGUGGCUUAGACACCUCAGUUAUUGUCCCAUGGCUACGGGAGAAUUAUGGUUGCGAGGUUGUUUGCUUCACUGCUGAUGUUGGUCAGGGAGUAGGGGAAUUGGAAGGCUUGGAACAAAAGGCUAAGGCUAGUGGUGCUUGUCAGUUAGUGGUGAAGGACUUGCAGGAGGAAUUUGUGAGAGAUUUCAUUUUUCCUUGCUUGCGAGCAGGUGCCAUCUAUGAGCGGAAAUACUUAUUGGGGACGUCAAUGGCACGCCCUGUUAUUGCAAAGGCCAUGGUAGAUGUUGCUAAAGAAGUUGGAGCCGAUGCUGUUGCUCAUGGAUGCACUGGAAAAGGAAAUGAUCAGGUUCGCUUUGAGCUCACCUUCUUUGCACUAAAUCCUGAACUAAAUGUUGUGGCUCCUUGGCGGGAAUGGGAUAUCACAGGAAGAGAAGAUGCCAUUGAAUAUGCUAAGAAGCACAACGUACCCGUCCCAGUGACAAAAAAAUCCAUAUAUAGCAGGGACAGGAACUUGUGGCACCUGAGCCAUGAGGGUGACAUUCUGGAAGACCCUGCUAAUGAGCCAAAGGAAGAUAUGUACAUGAUGUCCACUAGUCCAGAAGCUGCACCUGAGAAACCUGAAUAUGUAGAAAUUGGGAUAGUGGCUGGCCUUCCUGUUUCAGUAAAUGGGGAGAAGCUUUCCCCAGCUUCUCUGCUUUCCUGCCUCAAUGAGAUUGGUGGGAAACAUGGUAUUGGCCGAAUUGACAUGGUUGAGAACCGACUUGUUGGUAUGAAAAGUCGUGGAGUAUACGAAACUCCUGGAGGCACCAUUCUCUUCACUGCUGUACGUGAGCUGGAGUCAUUAACACUAGAUCGAGAAACAAUGCAAGUUAAAGAUUCACUUGCUCUCAAGUAUGCUGAGCUAGUGUAUGCAGGCAGGUGGUUUGACCCACUGCGUGAAUCCAUGGAUGCAUUUAUGGAGAAGAUCACAGAGACAACAACUGGUUCAGUCAGACUUAAGUUGUACAAAGGAUCCGUAUCAGUAGUUAGCCGGACAAGCCCCAAAAGCCUGUAUAGAGAAGACAUAUCCUCCUUUGAGAGUGGGCAGAUAUAUGAUCAGGCUGAUGCUGCUGGAUUCAUUCGGCUCUAUGGUCUUCCAAUGAGGGUUAGGGCAAUGCUAGAGAAGGGCAUCUAACAUGAUUGCUCUUGUGGUCGACCGUUCUAGUGUCAUCCCGGUUCAUUCUGCUGUUUCAGUACUUUAGGCAAUCAUGUUGAUGGAUUAGUUUUUAUGUUGACUUUCUUAUAUAAAAGUUUUGGGGUUCAUACACUCCACUUCUCUUA